GAUUGUGGAUGAGGAUACCUACGUGGACCCGGAUGACGUGACGGAUCCUGAUGAGCUCAAGGGAGAGGACACCUGGAUCCUAGAGAAACUCGCGGCCAUGCAACAGCGAGUCAAGCGUGCAUCGACGCGACAGGUCAUGGCGAUCUCGGAGGAUGAAGAUGGCACACGGCACGUG
Symbiodinium sp. CCMP2456 is the source of this 175-nucleotide messenger RNA. NCBI's taxonomy places the organism in Eukaryota, Dinophyceae, Suessiales, Symbiodiniaceae. The record is from the annotation of a GenBank genome assembly.